Penicillium taxi is the source of this 948-nucleotide messenger RNA. Its product is annotated as aldo/keto reductase. The record is from RefSeq and is a predicted model, not a curated record. Gene Ontology annotation, molecular function: aldose reductase (NADPH) activity. The transcript is spliced from 4 exons. NCBI's taxonomy places the organism in Eukaryota, Fungi, Ascomycota, Eurotiomycetes, Eurotiales, Aspergillaceae. The coding region runs from base 1 to 948 and encodes 315 amino acids. Gene Ontology annotation, cellular component: cytosol.
AUGUCAUUUCAGAAUCGAAAAACGUUCAAGCUCAAUAAUGGCGCCCAUAUUCCUGCUAUCGGCCUAGGAACGUGGCAGGAUGAAGAAGCACAAGAGGCUGCUGUAUUUGCAGCCCUAAAGGCUGGCUAUCGCCACAUAGAUACCGCGAGAUGCUAUGGAACUGAGGAGGCCGUUGGAGAGGCCAUUAGGAAGAGUGGUGUGCCGAGGAGCGAAAUCUUUGUUACCAGCAAGCUAUGGAACAACAGGCACCAUCCCGAUGAUGUUCGUUUAGCAUUGGAGGAAACAUUGAGCAACCUCGGCCUCGAGUAUCUUGAUCUUUUCCUAAUGCACUGGCCUGUCGCCUUUAAACGUGGGGAUGAUCUAUUUCCUUCGGAUAAGGACGGUAACUUGAUCACCGAGGAAAUUGAUUAUGUUGACACUUACAAAGCGAUGGAAGCCCUUCAAAAGUCCGGAAAAACCAAGGGUAUUGGGAUAUGCAACUUUUCUCAAAAGGAAGUUGAGCGUCUUCUCGAGAAAUCCUCGGUUGUUCCAACCGUUCACCAGAUGGAGUUACAUCCUUGGUUGCAACAGCGGGACUUUGUGAAGUUUCACAAGGAGAGGGGUAUUCACGUCACUCAGUACUCGCCCUUCGGUAACCAAAAUGAGAUUUAUGGUUCCAGUGAAGGCCAUGGAAAGCUAUUGGAUGAUGCAACCCUGGUGGAAAUCGGAAAGAAGCAAGGCAAAACUCCAAACCAGGUCGCUUUGGCCUGGGGAAUCUACCAUGGACGCUCAGUCAUUCCCAAAUCGAAGAAUCCACAGAGAAUCACUCAAAACUUUGACAUUGAAUUCGAGCUUGACGAGAGUGAUGUCAGAGCGAUUGACAAGAUUGAUAAGAGUCUUCGUUUCAACGAUUCGAGCAAGGACUUUGGAUAUGAGCUCUUCGCAGACCUUGAGGGUAAGAAAAAAUAA